CCACUCAGAUUGUGUAAUGUUAAAAGUUCAAAGAGACACAUUUACAAACAAUAAGCCAUUUCUUGCGUAUAUAUUCUAUAUAUUAUUUUGUUAAAAGCUGUUCGACCUUGGCUCACGUAAAUAUUUCGUCACAUGUAACAAUCUCUCGCCUCCAUAAUAUCAUUCCUCCUAGUAUGAGGUUUCCGGUUUGGUUGCACGCUUUUCUUGAUAUUGAGUUCCCCCUUUCGGUUAUAAACAUGAACAGCAACGUUUAACCGAGAGGUUCACCGGGGGACACGCACACCGUCUGCCCUACAUAAAAUGCACCCAUUGUAGGCCGAGGUGUCAGCUGAGGACGACUUGCAACCUAGAAACGGCGGUUUGGCCCCUCCUUCCCUUUGUCAGUCCUAUUGUAAACGUUAGUCCGAGGUCUUCUGAGGUAUUCUUUUCUCAAAAAAUAGAUAGUAAAAUUGGCAUUAACUGCAGAAGCUGUGUUUCAACCAUGCGAACGGAGUUUUCUUCUUUUUCAACGAACCUUUUUGAGACCCCUCACGAUUCUUUAUCAAAGGCGCUGUCCCGGGGAACUGUGCCCAAUGACAUCAUCCCCGCCUUUUGUAUACAGUUGCUAGGGGUUACAGGGUGACAUUUCAAACAGUCCUGCUCUAGAUGUGUUCGAGAUACGCGGUCCAAUUUCUGUAUUAACACAAAACGGACUAAAGACAAAGUUUGGUAUUUAUUUUUAACAGAGGCUAUACUACAACAGUAUAAACUUUCAAACUUUGUGAGAUGGCAGAUUCUGGUCUAUCAGAAAAAGCGCUUAUCACCGAGAGUGCGGAGACCAUUCGUACUAACGUUACCUCAGUGUUCACGGACCCUUAUGAACGCUCUGUUAACUAUAUGGAGACUCACAGUAUUCUUCAGAUUUUUCAGGACAUCACAGAGAAACUGGUUUUUGAUAGACCCGACGAUCCACUUCAGUUCAUGUUAGAACAGGUGCAAAUGAAGAUCAAAAUCCGUGAUGAGUCAAGAAACACAUUUGUGAAAUCAUAAUGAAUUCUAAAGCAAAGUAACAAGGGCUUUGCAACAAAUUGAAUCCAAGUAUAUUCUUUUAUUUAUAUAUUUCUUUAAAUAAGGUGUAUUGGUUGCUGCAGGUCAUUCCGUGACUCCACAUUGUUGUUUCCAAGCAACUGUCUUCACAUUUUUUUUUCUCCAAAUUUACCAUGUUUUGUCACAAUUUUUAGACGUAUUAGCAUUCAUUUUCAGUCAAACAAUGCUGAAAUCUUAAUAAUGUAGUUUGCGAGUGUCUUUGACCUAAAUAUCUCAAUGAACGCACUCAAGUGGCAAGUUGGAGCUAUUAAAUGUGAGGGGAAAAAAAUAACAAAAAAAAUACAUAUUUAACGGAGUAAUUACUAACAGGCAUUCUCUGGAUUUUGGAGACACAGUUAUAAUUAUAAUUCUCAGAUUGUUAUUGUUUUAUGAAUUAACUAUGUUUUAUAAGAUAAAGCAACUUCUGUAUAAGACAUGAAUGUAUGAGACAUUAUGCCAGUCUUCGCCAAAAUAAAUAAAUCAAUAAAAUGCUAGCUAGACAAAAGUAGCUGGCUUUUGUGCUGAACUUGAAUUUCAAUGGUGGAUUUUGGCUGCAUAAGUAAAGGAAGUCUUUGUUUAUAGUAGGGUCUUAUUACAGUGUAUUUCUAUAGUUAUCUACUGUAUAUUUACACUAAAGCAACAUCUGGUGUUUCAAGACCGGUGUAUCUCAUGCAGUCAUUUCAUUUGUAAAUAAAAAUAAGUUCAAAAUAUCUUCACAGUCACAUUGUCUAUUUGCAUUCAUUGCAUUUAUUGUUGUUUUAUAUAUAUAUAUAUAUAUGUUUAGUUUUUUUGUUUUUUGUUUUUUUGAAAGCUAAGACUAUGAUCAUACAUUUAGAAAGUCAGACACUUAUUCAGUUUGACUUACAACAUACUCAGGGUAAAUAUAAUUUUUUGCUUGUCAGUGACUUAUCUAGUAAUAAUUGAGCAUCGCCUCCAACUGUGAGAAAUGCUAUAACUACGGCAAACACUAUUAAAAUGUUGAAAAUUGUUUCACUAUAAAUAUUAUGAAUAUUAAAGUAUUUCCUAGCUAGUUUAUGAAAAUGUGAAUAUUGUUCUGUAACGUAACAUGAACAUGAUUCUUAUUGUCAUAGACAGUAUGCCCACUGUUUAAUUUCAAAUGUAAAUUGU
This is a messenger RNA of Onychostoma macrolepis, 2193 nucleotides long. It is a transcript of the gene tex55, whose product is annotated as testis expressed 55. Lineage: Eukaryota; Metazoa; Chordata; Actinopteri; Cypriniformes; Cyprinidae. The record is from RefSeq and is a predicted model, not a curated record. Bases 766 to 1029 code for a protein of 87 amino acids. The transcript is spliced from 4 exons.